Messenger RNA from Plectropomus leopardus (leopard coralgrouper), 1111 nucleotides. Lineage: Eukaryota; Metazoa; Chordata; Actinopteri; Perciformes; Serranidae. The record is from RefSeq and is a predicted model, not a curated record.
UGACCUCCAGCAGCAGCAGCAGCUGGUCUGGGAUCAGAGCCGCAGAGACGCCGCAGAGCCCUGGAUGAGCAGCCUGCUGGACCUGCAGCUGGACCAGAUCAGGAGACAACUGGACGAGGAGAGACGGCACAGGGAGCAGUCUCGGCAGCAGGAUCUGCUGCAGCAGCAGAGUCAAACGUCUCGUCUGGAUCAGCUGGAGCUGCAGCUGCAGACGCUGGCGGCCAGAUCAGAGGAGGUUCAGCGGAGAGGAGGAGCUUCCUCGACAGUCUCACCUUCAUCAUCAACACUUCCAGCUGCUGUCAGUGGUGGCGUGGACCGUCAGUCCCACGAUGCUUUGCUGGCGGAGGUUGCGCGGUUGGAGGCGGCUCUGGAGGACGUGAGGCGAGAUGUUGAGGGUUUGUCUGGUUGUCAGGACGACAGCCGAAGACUCGACAGCAUCCAGCAGACGGUUUCAGAGCAGGUCUCCGCUCGGGUCCGUGAGGAGGUUCGGGUUCUGCUCUACGGUAACCAGCUGACGGCGGGGGGCGGGGCUUCGGGAGACGCCGGCCUCCCAGAGUCGCUCCUCCAGUGGCUGUCUCAGCAGUACGUCAGCGGGGCCGACCUGCAGGCGUCGCUGUCCUCGCUGGAGCGCAGCAUCCUGCAGAACAUCAGCCUGCAGCUGGAGCAGCGGCGCAGCGAGGAGACGGUCAGAGACGCCGUCCUGCACGCCGCCGGGGCUGCUGGAGCCGCCGUGACCACGGAGGACGUCCAUGAGAUCGUGCAGAACGCUCUGCGCCUGUUUUCUCAGGACCGGACCGGCCUGGCAGACUACGCUCUGGAGUCUGGAGGCGGCAGCGUCCUGAGCACGCGCUGCUCGGAGACGUACGAGACGAAGGCCGCUCUGCUCAGUCUGUUCGGAUUCCCUCUCUGGUAUUUCUCUCAGUCUCCUCGAGCCGUCAUCCAGCCGGACGUCCAUCCUGGAAACUGUUGGGCCUUCAGAGGCUCUGCGGGCUUCCUGGUGAUCCGCCUCUCCAUGAGGAUCCUGCCCACCGCCUUCUCCCUGGAGCACAUCCCCAAAACGCUGGCGCCCAGCGGGGCUCUGCACAGCGCCCCCCGAGACUUCAGCGUCUAC